Messenger RNA from Aspergillus chevalieri, 318 nucleotides. RefSeq names its product glutathione S-transferase family protein. Gene Ontology annotation, biological process: glutathione metabolic process. The transcript has a single exon. NCBI's taxonomy places the organism in Eukaryota, Fungi, Ascomycota, Eurotiomycetes, Eurotiales, Aspergillaceae. Bases 1 to 318 code for a protein of 105 amino acids. Gene Ontology annotation, molecular function: glutathione transferase activity. The record is from RefSeq and is a predicted model, not a curated record.
AUGCCAACGCUAUAUAGCAACGAAGCAUCCGGUAACAGCUACAAAGCCCGCCUCCUAGCCUCAUUCCUCGACAUCCCACUCGACAUAAUUCAAGUCGACCUUCGCCACGGCGAGCAGCGAGGAGAGAAGUUCCUCUUCCUUAACCCCAAGGGCGAAGUCCCAACCCUAGUUGACGGGGACCUUGUCCUCACAGACUCCGCCGCAAUCCUGGUCUAUCUAGCGGGGAAGUACCACAACCCAGAUGGCAAUGGCUGGUGGUCCACGGACGUUAUGGAACAAGCGCUCAUCACAAACUGGCUCGCUUUCGCAGCUAGUUGA